AGUAAGUUCUUUUGCAUUACUGUUAGAUUUUUCUAGUUAAAAUUUCUUAACAAUGUCUAGUUCUUUGGGAACAUGUUUAACGCUAGUGUACUUUGUGUUAAUUUACUGUGGGACUCAAGCUUAUUCAUUGAUAAUUCAGAAUAGAAAUAAAAUAGAUUUAUCUCAUUUGGGUGCAAGGAUGUACGGAAAACCCAGGGCAGAUGUUGGAAGAGAGGUUGACAGAUAUUACCAGAAUUUUCAAUUUGAUAAAAAUCCCGAGGAGUUGGGUCAGUAUGCAGACGGUGAUAUUCUGAUUCCAAGACCAACCCCCAAGAAUGGUGUUGUUGGGGAGAGUUAUCGAUGGCCGAAUGGAGUAAUACCUUUUGAAAUACGUGGAACAUUUAGUUCACAAGAAAUGCAAACAAUUAAAACCGCAAUUGCUGCAUACCACAAAAAUACUUGCAUAAAGUUCGUUCCUCGUAAAGAUAUCGACAAGGAUUACGUUUCCAUUCAAGCAAGUCCUAGUGGAUGUUGGUCGAGUGUCGGGCGAACAGGAGGUCAACAGAUUGUUAAUUUGCAAAGUCCUGGUUGCCUUGUGAAAGUCGGUACAGCUAUUCAUGAGCUAAUGCACGCCGUAGGAUUCUUGCAUGAACAAAAUCGUCCUGAACGCGAUGAAUUCGUUGCUAUUCAAUAUGAAAAUGUACAAAAAGGAGCCGAAGUGAAUUUUGCAAAGGCGAAAGGUGGUACGUCAAAUGGAUUUGGUGUCAGUUAUGAUUAUGGAAGUAUCAUGCAUUAUUCAAUGAAUGCAUUUUCGAGUAAUGGACAGGCGACUAUUGUGCCAUUGAAAUCAACGAGGGCGAAAAUUGGUCAGCGUGAGGACUUUUCGAGUGGAGAUAAACAGAAAAUCUGGAAUAUGUACAAUUGUAAAUCAUCGACUUCGUCGUCAGGAUUCAAGCCAGAUUUCGCAAGUGCAAUUGAAACGGUUCCCAAUAUUAUCAGCGGAUUAAUUGGACUGUUUUUUCCCGACGAAAGUGACGCCGAAGAAAUACGAAAUACGAAAUAAAUAGUUUGCUCCUUUUCCCCUGCCUAUAAGCUUUUUCGAAAAUUAUAUUAAUUCAAAAAGUCUAUUUCUCCCUAUCUAAAUCUAAAGGAUAUUUAGAUGGAUUAAUUUAAAUAUUUAUAAGGUCAAGGAUUUUUCGAAA
This is a messenger RNA of Hermetia illucens (black soldier fly), 1181 nucleotides long. Its product is annotated as zinc metalloproteinase nas-4-like. NCBI's taxonomy places the organism in Eukaryota, Metazoa, Arthropoda, Insecta, Diptera, Stratiomyidae. The transcript is spliced from 3 exons. Gene Ontology annotation, biological process: proteolysis. Bases 53 to 1042 code for a protein of 329 amino acids. The record is from RefSeq and is a predicted model, not a curated record. Gene Ontology annotation, molecular function: zinc ion binding; metalloendopeptidase activity.